This is a messenger RNA of Trichomonas vaginalis G3, 1395 nucleotides long. RefSeq names its product importin alpha family. The coding region runs from base 1 to 1395 and encodes 464 amino acids. The record is from RefSeq and is a predicted model, not a curated record. The transcript has a single exon. Lineage: Eukaryota; Parabasalia; Trichomonadida; Trichomonadidae.
AUGUUUGAUGAGUAUAAAGAUAAUAUUGAUCAAUCAUUGUCAGAGAAUCAACUUGAAUUAAUGUCAGGGCAACCUAUUAUCACUGAAGAUGGGCAAUUAUUUCUUAAUGAAAUACAUAAUUGCUUGCAAGAAUUGAUUUCUACAAAUGAUGUCAAUAAAAUCAAUGUUAUUGCAACAUUGUUUGAAGAAUAUAAUGGUGAUAAAAGCGUAAUUUUUCAAGAUUGCCAAUUACAAAAUACUUUUGAAGAGUAUUUGCAGAAUAUAUCAGAUGAUUUCGAGAAAUUAAAGUAUCUAUAUGACGUGUUGAUUGAUGUUUUGACACAUAACCCAGAAUUUCGAGAAUUAUUUCUAGAAACAAGCUUAUUUCCGAUGUCAUUACAGUUAGCAACAAACGAGGACGACACGCUUGCUUCAUACGCCAUAAUGAUUAUUGAACCUCUCCUUAAUUCAAUGAAAUCCAAUCAAAUUUUGGAAUAUCUCGAAGAUAUCUACGGAGCAAUUAAAAUUUCAUGGAAUAUUAAUGCUGGCACAAGAGAAUCUGUCAGCAAAAUUUUACUAAUUUUAAAUAAUACUUUGGGACAAAACGAUUUACACGAUUUAUCAAUCAGGCGUGCUUGCAAACUCCUUAAUAACGAUAACUCUUUCGAUGUGUUCCUGAAUUGCAUCAAAUUACUCACUAAAAAGAUAAAAAUACAAAAAGAUUUACAUCAUAAAAUUAUAGACAGCGAUAUUCCGAAGAUUGUCAAACACCAGCUUCGUAGAUUCUUAAAUAAGCCAUCAGAUUUCGAAGGAAACGCGAAAAAUGACUUAAUGAUUUCAAUUUUAGACUUUGCAUUGAUUUCAAAUGAACUUGCAGCCCCUUUUACUGUUAUAGAGCUUUCCUAUUCCUUUAUAAAGUACUGUAUGAAAGAAUUAGAUUUUAAUGUUGUCCAAAAAGCCUUGGAUUACUUGACAUUCCUUAUUUAUCAAGAGGAUGAGAAAUUAUGUACGAAAGUCCUCCAAGAUAAUGUUAUUCAAGAACUUUUUGACUAUAUUUUGUCUGAAUCUUUCAAGUUGAAGAUUUCUGCAUUGAAACUUGUUCAUAGUAUUCUUAAGAUCAAUAUUUCGAGAAAAAUUUACGAUUUAUUGAUUCAAAAAGAAUUUAUUCAGAAUCAAUCAGAAAUUCUUGAAGAUGAAACCGAUGAGAAGUCUGUUUUGCUAUUCUUGGAAUGUAUUUAUAUGAUGCUUCAAGCAGGAAGGAAUUUUAAUGAUGAAGAAUCAAUUCCUUUCGCUUUAGAAGAAUGUGGAGCCAUGGAUUACUUAAUGGACUUGACAGAUCAUGACAACGAUGAUGUUGCAGAACAUUCCGCUGAACUUCUUGAUAUCUUUGAACAAAUCAAUGGAAAUCAAGAAUGA